Cololabis saira (Pacific saury) is the source of this 6201-nucleotide messenger RNA. RefSeq names its product ubiquitin protein ligase E3 component n-recognin 2 (gene ubr2). Bases 16 to 5298 code for a protein of 1760 amino acids. Lineage: Eukaryota; Metazoa; Chordata; Actinopteri; Beloniformes; Belonidae. The record is from RefSeq and is a predicted model, not a curated record. Gene Ontology annotation, molecular function: zinc ion binding; ubiquitin protein ligase activity. Gene Ontology annotation, cellular component: cytoplasm; ubiquitin ligase complex. The transcript has 45 exons. Gene Ontology annotation, biological process: ubiquitin-dependent protein catabolic process via the N-end rule pathway.
CGCAGAGGAGCAAAGAUGGCGGCGGCCGAGAGCGAGCAGGAUCCGUCCUCUCCGAGCGGGGAGUUCCUGAGCUUCUCCGCCCGCGACACGGCUCAGCGAUGGCUGGCGGCCAGCGACCUGAAACAGGAAGUGUACCGUCACCUGGCCCUGUACGUCCCCAGAAUCCUUUGCCAGGGCACGGGGGGGCGGGACAGCCGGGAGGAGCAGCGGGAGGAGCUGGGCUGUCAGCUGCUCCUAUUGGCUCCUCUGGAGUGGUUCCUGCUGGGGGCGGAGCCAGGGGCGGGGCUAGCACACCUGCAGCAAAACAACCGGCCGUCAGCGCUGUGUGGACACGUGUUCAAGGUGGGCGAGCCCACCUACUCCUGCAGGGAAUGUGCUGCUGACCCGACCUGUGUUCUCUGCAUGACCUGUUUCCUGGGGAGUGUCCACAAGGAGCACCGAUACCGGAUGACGACCUCUGGGGGCGGAGGUUUCUGUGACUGUGGAGACACUGAGGCGUGGAAGAGCAGCCCCUUCUGUCAGACACACCUGCCUGAUGGAGGGGAGGCCCCAGAGGAUCCCGUCUCCCAGCUGUCUCCGGACCUGGUUGCCCGCGGUUACAGCCUCUUCUCCAUCCUGCUGAAGUACGCAGUGGACCUGCUGACGGGGGACCAGCAGGACCAGCAGGACCGGCAGGACCGGCUCCCCGAGGGACUAGAACCCCCGGAGAGAGCAGACACCUACUUCUGCAUGCUGUUCAACGAUGAGGUCCACACCUACGAGCAGGUGAUCUACACGCUGCAGAAAGCUGUCAGCUGCAGCCAGAGGGAGGCUGUCAGCUUUGCCACCACCGUGGACCGAGACGGCAGGAAGUCUGUCCGCUACGGAGAUUUCCAGUUCUGCGAUCAGGCCAAGUCUGUGAUAGUGAGGAACACGGGCCGCCAGUCCAAGCCCCUGCGGGUCCAGGUCAUGCACUCGUCGGUCGUGGCUCAUCAGAGCUUCGCCCUGAAGGCUCUGAGUUGGCUGGGAGGAAUCAUCCAGUACUCGGACGGGCUGAGGAGGAUCCUGUGCCAGGUGGGGCUGCAGAAAGGAGAAGGAGAGAACUCCACGCUGGUGGAUCAUCUGAUGCUCAACGACUCCAAGAUGUGGAAAGGUGCCAGGAACGUCUACCACCAGCUGCUGAUGAACAGCCUCCUCAUGGACCUCAAGUUCAAGAAGAUCUUCGCCAUCCAGUUCGCCAAGAACUACAGACGCCUCCAGACAGACUUCAUGGAGGACGACCAUGAGAGGCUGGUGUCGGUGACGUCCCUGUCGGUGCAGCUGUUCACCGUCCCCACCAUGGCCCGGAUGCUGAUGGUGGACCAGGACCUGAUGGGAACCAUCAUCCGGACCUUCGUGGACCAGCUCCGGCACAGAGACCUGCAGGGCCGGUUCCAGUUCGACCGCUACACGGCCCAGCAGGCCUUCCGGUUCCAGCGGGUCCAGAACCUGAUUGGAGACCUCAAGUACGUCCUCAUGAGCCCCCCCGACCAGUGGACCGACCCGCUCCGGAUCAAGUUCCUUGAGGGUCUGGACGCCUUUCUGGAUCUGCUCAGGUGUAUGCAGGGCAUGGACCCGGUGGUCCGGCAGGUGGGCCAGCACAUCGAGAUGGAGCCGGAGUGGGAAGCAGCUUUUACUCUGCAGAUGAAGCUCAGCCCCGUCAUCUCCAUGAUCCAGGACUGGUGCCGCUCCGACCCGGAGGUGGUGCUGGUCCAGGCCUACAGGAAGGUUCUGAGCAUGCUCAGUCAGAGCAGCGGCGGGCUGCCUGACGGGGAGCAGCCGCUCAGUCUGGUUCUGGCGGGUCACCAGGUUGAGACGUUCCGGUACCAGGUGUCCCAGGAGAGGGUGUCCAUCCACCUGCCGCUGUGCCGCCUGCUGGCAGGUCUCCAUGUUCUCCUCAGCAGGACGGAGGUGGCCACACGUUUCCCGGAGCAGCUUCCUCUGGGAGAGCUCGCCCCCCCCCUGCUGAUGGAGCUCCCCCUCCGCUGCCUGGUGCUCUGUGCCCAGGUGCAUGCUGGGAUGUGGAGGAGGAACGGCUUCUCUCUGAUCAACCAGAUCUACUACUACCACAACGUCAAGUGUCGGGUGGAAAUGUUUGACAAGGACAUCGUCAUGCUGCAGGCCGGGGCCUCCAUGAUGGACCCGAACCACUUCCUGAUGAUUGUUCUGAGUCGGUUCGAGCUUUUCCACGUGUUCAGCUCUGCAGACGCCAGGAAGAGGUACCGGGACAACAAGGACCUGGUCCAGCAGAACACGCUGAUCGAGGAGAUGCUGCACCUCAUUAUCAUGGUCAUCGGUGAGCGCUACGUGGCGGGCAUCGGCCAGGUGCAGCCCCUGGAUGAGGUCAGGAGGGAAAUCAUCCACCAGCUGUCAAUCAGGCCGAUGGCUCACAGUGAGCUGCUGAAGGCCCUACCUGAGAACGGGAACAAGGAGACGGGUCUGGAGAGAGUCAUCGACAGCGUGGCCUCAUUCAAGAAGCCGGGCGUGACGGGCCGAGGUUUGUACGAGCUCCGGCCCGAGUGGAACAAACACUUCAACCUUUACUUCCACCACUACAGCCGAGCCGACCAGUCCAAGGCUGAAGAAGCCCAGAGGAAGUCGAGGAGGCAGAACGGGGAGGACACAGCCCUGCCCCCGCCGCCCCCCCCGCCCCUGUGUCACCUGCUGGGCAGCCUGGUGAACCUGCUGCAGUGUGACGUCCUGCUGGCCCUGGAGGGCGCCGUGCUGCAGUGGUCGGUGGAGCCGGGAGGAGGGAGCUGGACCGAGUCCAUGCUGCAGAGGGUGCUGCACCUGGUUGCCAUGGCGCUGCUGGAGGAGCAGCAGCAGCUGGAGAACAGGUGUGGAGAGGAAGACGUCACCUUCAGCUACACCUGCAAGAUAACACGUCCAGGUGAAGCCCCCAGCUCCUCAGGAAGUAUCCUGGCGCUGCUGGAGAGUCUGCAGAACGCUCCUCACCUGGAGGUGCACAAGGACAUGAUCACCUGGAUCCUCAAGACGGUGGGAACCAUCAAGACCAUCAGAGAGAGAACGUCCACCAGCUCCACCUUCACCGUCAGCCAGGGAGCCGGGCCGGAGGAGACGGGCCGGGACAGGGACAAGGCGGAGAGGAAGAGGAAGGCGGAGAUGGCUCGGCUCCGGAGGGAGAAGAUCAUGGCUCAGAUGUCGGAGAUGCAGAAACAUUUCAUCAACGAGAACAAGGAUCUGUUCCAGCAGAGUCUGGAGGAGAUGGAGGCGUCCACCUCUGCUGCAGAGUACAGCUCUCCCAGCUCCGCCCUCACCUGUGCGUCCAAGGUGUGCGUGGGUCCGAGGCGGGUGGGCGGGGCCGACCUGCGGCAGCUCGUCACCUGUAUCCUGUGCCAGGAGGAGCAGGAGGUGCGAGGGGCCGGCAAGGCCAUGGUCCUGGCCGCCUUCGUCCAGCGCUCCACGGUCCUGUCCAGGAACCACACCUGCACGCCGGAGCCAGCAGGAAGGGACCCGGUGUUCAUGCACCCCGACCUGCCGGUGGGCGUUCACACCGCCAGCUGUGGACACAUCAUGCACGCCACCUGCUGGCAGAGGUACUUUGAGGCGGUGCAGGUGAAGGAGCAGCGGCGGCAGCAGCGUCUCCGUGGCAACACCAGCUACGACGUGGAGAACGGAGAGUUCCUGUGUCCCCUGUGUGAAUGUCUGAGCAACACGGUGAUCCCCCUGCUGCCGCACCUGGCCACACCUGGACACAGUCCUGACCCUCCCAGCCUGGAGGCGUGGCUACAGACGACCAGUCAGCUGAUCGCAGCGCUGCACACCUGCAGGAAAACACCUGAAGGUGAGCUGGAGGGGGCGGAGCCUGUUCCUGAAGGGUUCCGGCUGGACUUCAGUCCCCACAGGCCGUUCUCCAGCAGCAUCAGUGAGAUGAUCACCACCUUCAGUCUGGCCGUGUUUAAGGUUGGACUGAAGGUGGAGCCGGACGAGCAGGACGGGAGAGUCCCGGUGGUCGGGUGGAGCACCUGCGCCUUCAGCAUCCAGAGUAUAGAGCGUCUCCUGCUGGACGAGGACAAGCCGCUGUUUGGGAGUUUACCUUGUCGACAGGACGACUGCCUCUCCUCUCUGGUCCGGUUCGGUUCUGCCUGCUGGACUUCAGUCCCUCAGAACACCGUUUACACUCACUUCAGCAGGUUACUGGCAGUUCUGGUCCCGGACCGGCGGGUGGAAAACUCUCCCUGUAUCCUGAACCUGGACAUGUUCCACCUGCUGGUGUACAGUGUGUUGUCCUACAGCUCCCUCCACAGUCUGGACCAAUCAGGACGCAGCUCGGUGGACGUGGGACACCUGCACCUGCUGCACCUGGUGACGGUAGCUCACCUGGUGCAGGUGCUGCUGACCUGCAGCACAGGGGAGGUGUGCAUGGACCAGGACGGCGGGGGAUCAGAGGAGGAGCAGCUCACACUCCAGCUCUACUGUUUCCUGAGGAAACACCUGAGCAGCCUCCCGGACGUUUCCCCCUGGCAGCUCUGGAGUCGAGUCAAAGCUGGAAUCCUGCCGUUCCUCCGAGCUGCUGCUCUGUUCUUCCACUACCUGAACUCUGCAGCGCCCCCUGCUGACCUGGUUGCAGGCCCCGGCCAGUGGGAGUCUCUGUGCAGCUUCCUGUCUCUGCCCCCCAACCUGCUGCUGCUGUACCAGACCCACCAGGACCUGCUGGACCCGCUGGUCCUCUCCUGGAUCCAGCACCCUGGGGUGCCCCCUCUGCUGCGGGGGGGGAUCCAGCACCCUGGGGUGGCCCCUCUGCUGCCGGGGGGGAGGGUGACCCGGUUCCCCCGGGAGUCCAACCGGCUCAUCGAGCUUCCAGAGGACUACAGUGUCCUGAUCAACCAGGCGUCCAGCUUCACGUGUCCCCGGUCCGGUGGAGAUAAGUCCCGGGCUCCAACGCUGUGUCUGGUGUGCGGGGCGAUGCUCUGCUCCCAGAGCUACUGCUGCCAGACGGAGGUGGACGGAGAAGACGUGGGAGCCUGCACCGCCCACACCUUUACCUGCGGGGCCGGGGUGGGGCUGUUCCUCAGGGUGAGGGAGAGUCAGGUGUUGUUCGUGGCAGGUAAAACCAAGGGCUGCUUCUACCCUCCCCCGUACCUGGACGACUACGGGGAGACGGACCAGGGACUCAAGCGGGGGAACCCCCUCCAUCUCUGUCCCGACCGCUACAGGAAGAUGGAGCGUCUGUGGCGGCAGCACGGCAUCCCCGAGGUCAUAGGUCACGCCCAGGAGGCCAAUCAGACGCUGGUGGCCAUCGACUGGCAGCACCUCUGACCUCUGGCCCCGCCCACUUCCUCACACGGCCUCUGGCCCCGCCCACUUCCUCACACGGACUCUGAUUGGCUCGCAGCCUCUGGCCCCGCCCACUCCCUCACACAGCCUCUGGCCCCGCCCACUUCCUCACACGGACUCUGAUUGGCUCGCAGCCUCUGGCCCCGCCCACUCCCUCACACGGCCUCUGGCCCCGCCCACUCCCUCACACAGCCUCUGAUUGGCUCUGGCUUCGCCCACCUCUUUAAAGCUGCUCGCUGAGCUCGGAUCAGCUUUCAGGGAUUUUCUUCAGGCCGUUUAUCUCCGACCCGCCACCUCUCAGCCAAUCAGAGAUCCACAGAUUCACGACCAGGAAGUCCUGCUUUUUUUUGUUAGUUUUUUAUUGCUUUGGGCACCACAGAUCGAGGCUCCGCCCACCUCGCUGUCACUCACAGAACUGAAGCAUCAUGGGAGAUGAAAUGGAUGAACUAUUGGUGAAGGAGCUGCAGCAAACUGCGUAUUGAUCAGGACAGUUGUGGUUUUAGUUUACUUCUGUUUUACUGGCGGCGCUGACGGCUUUGCCGUGUCAAACUUCCUGUGUGGGUGUUUUUAAGUUUGAAAUAACCAGAUUUUCUUUCAACAAAUAGAGACCGUGAUUUGCUGGUUUUGGUCCCGUUUUACUUGGUCGUCUCCCCCGCAGGGUCGUGAUGUCUGGACUGCUUCCGCCGCGCCGCCACAUCUUUUCUCUCAUGUGUUAAUAUGUGAAUUCCUGUAAAAACGACUUCUUGUAUAAUAUUGUAACAAGAAAUUCAAUAAAAAUGGACUUUGAAUGACUGUUUAGUUUGGCUCUGAUCGGUUUCUGCUUGCUGAUCAAUAUUUGCUUGGUAGGUGAGGAUUGAUGCUAAUGUAGCUUUUUUUUUAGAUAUA